Messenger RNA from Gossypium arboreum, 1691 nucleotides. RefSeq lists its product as uncharacterized. The transcript is spliced from 6 exons. Lineage: Eukaryota; Viridiplantae; Streptophyta; Magnoliopsida; Malvales; Malvaceae. The coding region runs from base 664 to 1302 and encodes 212 amino acids. The record is from RefSeq and is a predicted model, not a curated record.
CUGAUGGUCUUCUUCUUCUAUAAAAUAAAAAAAAAAAAAUACAGGUUUCUCUAACCUGAGGCUAUUGAAACUUGGUUUACUGGAUAAUAAAAGAUGCAUGUGCUUAUGCUUCUGUUUGAAUAAUGUACAUGUGCUGUGGGUGUAAGAGUGAUUGUAUGUGCAGUUCCUUUUUUCCCUUGGUUAUGAUUUAAUUUGCUUCUUAUAUAUUUAACAUGAUUGCAGCGGAAAAGAGAUUCUCCUGCCACUGGCUCAUGGAACAUCCAAGAUGAAAUACGAAAAGUGAGAUCUAAAGCAACAGAAGAAAUGCUGAGGACUCUAACAUCCUCAAAAUUUGAUUGGUCUUCAUUUCCAUUGGAGCAUAAAAGUGGUCCUGAUUCUAUAGUUUCCAAUAACUUUGGACCUGCUGAGAAAGAUAAGUCACAGAGCUCUAAAAGGCCAGUAGAUGCACCUAUAGACUUGGCUGCAAAACCAGGUGCAGUUUUUGUAUCAGCUAGUGUUUCCUGAUUUUCAAAAUUCAGCUAGUCUGUUCAGUUUCUAGGUGAUGAAAAUCAAAGACAUUAGCUCUCCUCCUUUGUCCUUUCAGCUUCACAACUUGUACAAGAUGCAUUUCAUAAUGAUGCUUUACCAAGACCAGCUAUUUUUGGUUGUGAACAAAACCAGUUUAUGCCAGCAAUUCAAGGCAUUGAGGUGAAAAAAGUGAGAUUUUUGAGAUCAAAUGUGACUUUAGACAUGGGACAGAGACUUCAAUCAACAGAAGAUAUGAAGACUGAAUUACAUAGUGAUGUUGUUGCUCCUGAUGCCAAUCAUUUAAAGGAAUCCAACAGUUCAUUCCUACCAUUUGGCUCUACUAAGGAAGGAACUCUUCAGGGAUCACAAGUAGAAGAUAAAAACUUUUGGACAUUAAAUGAAGUUGCUGGAAUAAGUACUGCCAACGGAUUCCCUUCAAGAUCCAAUAUGUCUUCUGAAGUGGAUAAAGAGAAAAAUCAUACACCUAUCAGCAAGGUGGACAAGGCAGUUGGUUGUGGACAUGACAAUGCAUUUAGAGUUGUGGCAGAGGUGAAGUGUGAGCCAUUGUGUGAGGAAUCUAUGGAGGUGCCAAUGGUAAACAAAACUGAUGCUGCCACCUCUGGUUCCCAACACAGUUGGAGCAUGCCGUUUGAAGGUUCACCACAACACCAGAAUACGCCAAUGUCAGAAGGCAGCUUGGCAGGCAAAAGCAACUCUGGUAUAGGGAAGAAGCCGCAGCAGCAGGGAAAGAAAGUGAGCGGAUAUAACAGGAGAGGCAGAGGACGGGGCAGAUGAUGCUAUAUCAUGCAUGUAUGUAGCUAGCUAACUGUAAAAUGACCUGUGUAAACUUGCCGACGCUAAAGAUAAUGGCAUGACAGACAACACUUGUAAGCUGUAUGAAGACUGACAAAUGCGGUUUCGAACCAACCGGUCUUUUAGCUGUCUAAGAUGGCUGAGAUUUAGGUUUCAGAAGUUCAGUUUAGGAAUUGAUUUUUAUAGUUUGUUUGCAUCAAAAUCGUGUUACUUAUCAUACAUAUUGAAGUUUUAGGUGUCAGAUGCGCAAUGCAUUUAAGUACUUCUAUCUUAAUUCUGUGGGUGCAAACAUCUGUUUAAUUAUACAUGUACCAUAAAAUCAACAAACAUAUUGAAGUUUUUUAUAACAUUUAUAUGCAUUACAACAAAAA